This is a messenger RNA of Dovyalis caffra, 159 nucleotides long. The record is from the annotation of a GenBank genome assembly. Lineage: Eukaryota; Viridiplantae; Streptophyta; Magnoliopsida; Malpighiales; Salicaceae.
AAGAACUGGAGAUUGGAACAAGGAUUUGCCUGCGCUAAAAAUAACCUGACGAACAGGUGUUUCCCUUCUGUUCUUGUGAGAAUUGGCUGGAAUGCCAAUGUUUAUGGCAUUUGGAAGGAGCGUAGUAGCAGAAUUCAUGGGAAUGGUAGCAUUUCUCUA